Molecule: messenger RNA, 1936 nt
Organism: Harmonia axyridis
Lineage: Eukaryota; Metazoa; Arthropoda; Insecta; Coleoptera; Coccinellidae
Product: probable low-specificity L-threonine aldolase 2
Exons: 6
Coding region: 281-1444 (387 amino acids)
Biological process (GO): glycine biosynthetic process; L-threonine catabolic process
Cellular component (GO): cytosol
Molecular function (GO): L-allo-threonine aldolase activity
Source: RefSeq, a predicted model, not a curated record
AAAAUAUCGCCCGUCCAUCAAGCCCAAAUAAUCAACGCACAAUGAAAAACAGUUUGAUAACAAUUUUUCAAGUUGCAAGAGCGAACUUCAGCUGCGAUUGGAUGUGGUAGUCGACCAGGGACGCAUAAAACAGACCGUCACAAUCGACUUACUCAUUUGUUCGUAAGCGCCGAAGAGCGGUCUCCACCAGAUCUUAUAAAGUCUGCCAUACACGUACGGAUUCGCUGUACAGUAAAACCAUCAGUUAAUUUUUCACGGAAAAUCGAAGUUUUCUGACGAAAUGUAUUGGACAGUGAACGGAAAUGGGCAUAUACCCGAUGCCAUAACUGUGGAUUUGAGAACGGACACUAUCAGUCAACCCACUCAGGAUAUGAGGGAUGCAAUGGUGAACGCAGUCGUUGGGGAUGAUGUCUAUGGGGAGGAUCCAACUGUUGCAGAGUUAGAGAGGAGAUCGGCAGAGAUGCUGGGGAAGGAGGAUGCCCUUUUUGUUGUCAGCGGUACCAUGGCAAAUUUGAUUGCUAUAAUGGUACAUUGUUCCAGGAGAGAUGGCGAGAUAAUAGCCGGUGACAACUCGCACACAUUCCGAUUCGAACAAGGUGGUCCAUCACAGAUAGCUGGUGUUCAAACUGCCUUAUUGAGGAACAGAGAAGAUGGCACUUUUGAUCUAGAUGAAUUAAGGGAUAAAAUACGAGUUGAUUCAGAUAUACAUGAACCCAUCACCCAGCUGGUGAUUGUGGAGAACACUCACAAUAUGUGCGGUGGAAAAGUACUUCCUUUGGAAUGGCUGGCUCAAGUGCAGAACAUUUCAAGGGAAUAUGGUAUCAAGGUUCAUAUGGACGGUGCCAGGGUCAUGAACGCUGCAGUUUACCAGAAGGUUCCGGUUGCUGAGAUUGCAAAAUAUGUGGAUACCAUCUGUUUCUGCCUCAGCAAAGGCCUUGGAGCCCCUGUCGGUUCUAUUUUGGCCGGAUCGAAGAGUUUCAUUGCAAAGGCCAAUAGAGUGAGGAAAGUUCUAGGAGGUGGUUGGAGACAAGCCGGAUUUUUGGCAGCUGCUGGUCUAGUUGCAAUAGACAAAAUGAUCAAUAGGCUGGAAGUAGAUCACAGACAUGCUCUUAAAAUUGCAACAGCCAUCAACGAGUCAGGAUCAAAAAUAUGUCGAGUCAACCUUGCAACAGUACAGACCAAUAUAGUGAUGAUCAAAGUGGACCGAUCCAAAAUAUCAGCCAGAGAAAUUGUGGAACGGUUGGCAACAGUGCUUCCUCAGGAUUCUGUGCGCGUUAGUUUGAGGACUAGUUGUCGUGACCCUGGAUUUUUCAGGAUCGUGUUGUACUGGGAAAUCACAGAAGAAUGCGUGAGAGCAGCUAUCGAUAAAAUAUCUCUCGUAAUGAAGGAAUUGGACGAGAAAUUUACCAAAAGAAGUGAUAAAAUGGAUAUGAUAGAAUGUUAACGUAAUUUAAUAAUUUAGAGAGAAAAUAGUAGGUAAUUGAGUAAAGCUUCAGAUUAGUUAGAAGGUUCUAAUACCGAAAGAUCUGAUUUUAGAUGAUGAUGAAUGUUUUUCUGACAUCUCGUCUAUGGACUCUGUGAAUUCUAAGAUUCUUUCGAAGUUAUUGAUAGUCCAUGCUUCAAUGUAAAUCAGGUUCACGGGUCAAUUUUCUUUUUAUUUACUGUCAAAUAAAAACCAUCUUCACUACUAUUUCCAUUGAAUUUACAAUAUUGCUCUAGGAAAGAAAAAACCGAAUUUGAAUUGUUUGAAGUAGAUAUGAAUUGAUAUUAUGACUGAAUUCAUUUAUAUUGAAUUCUCUAGUUUAGUGAAAUGUAAGAAAAUUAAUAAUUAAUUUUUUCUAAGUAAAUAGUGCAAUUGAUAAUAUCCUACUUAUUAUAGACAAAGUGUAAAAGUAUUAUUAUUAUGUGAUAUGAAAUACACUUCCAUAAUUUUUAA